This is a messenger RNA of Adelges cooleyi (spruce gall adelgid), 4784 nucleotides long. RefSeq names its product regulating synaptic membrane exocytosis protein 1 (gene Fife). NCBI's taxonomy places the organism in Eukaryota, Metazoa, Arthropoda, Insecta, Hemiptera, Adelgidae. The coding region runs from base 570 to 3938 and encodes 1122 amino acids. Gene Ontology annotation, biological process: calcium ion-regulated exocytosis of neurotransmitter; regulation of membrane potential; regulation of synaptic plasticity. The transcript has 25 exons. Gene Ontology annotation, cellular component: cytoskeleton of presynaptic active zone; presynaptic membrane. The record is from RefSeq and is a predicted model, not a curated record. Gene Ontology annotation, molecular function: small GTPase binding; transmembrane transporter binding.
GUAGUGGUGUCAGCGGCUUUUUGGAGCCCGCGCCGUCGUGUGUAGUUGUCGCGCACCGGCCGAGUCAAACCGACGGGUGGACACACAUUCGCCGUUUCGUUCGUCCCACCCUUUCCGUCCCCGCCCGCAACAAGUGUUCAGUGGACGCCGUGCAAACACGAUACACACAAGCACUCACGCACUCAUACACUUCCUCACAAGCAUUGCACGUACACAAUACACUACACUACACACACACACACAUAAUAAAUACACUGAGUAUAGGUACACAGGCGUACACGAAAUUCACUACAUACUCACACAUUCACGCAAACAUUCGUCGCCGUUGCCGUCGACAGAGAUCCCGCUGCUACAGGUCGAGUUGGCCCCUAAACGUCCACCGAAAUUUGUACGAGGAAAAAUGUGGAUUCGAAGGGUGAACUCGACUAAUUGGAAAAAACCUACCCUUACGCUACAUAUGGCUAAUAUUUUGCAGUAAAUUAUUUGAAAGUUAUCUGUACUUAUCUAUUACUCAUCGACGGCCUGGAACGUCGAGAUAAUAUUAAAUAAACAAAAAAAAAAGCCCGAAGAUGAUACCUACAAAUGUCAUGUCAUUUAUAAACAAGAUUGUGCCAGAAGGAAAUUCUGGAUCCGAGUCCUCUGUACCUGAACAAGGCACGAGGUUCAGUAAAAUCCGACAGACGCUUUCAUCCAGUCUAAUGACGGCGCAGGAUAAAAUGACGACUAAGCUAAAUAGCGCCAGCAGUCGGCAAAGUCCAGCUGAAUCUAGUCCAACGCCUAGUCCUGCGUCACCACCAGAAGAUACUUCUAUUAAACAACCGCCAGCGACAUCCAAACCGGACACGUCCAAGCAACCGGCGUGUCGGUCCGGCGGAUGCCGGGUGUGUUUGAAGAGUUUCAAGGAAGGCGACUAUUCGCGUGUCUGCUUCGGGUGCAAGUUCAAAGUGUGCGAAGACUGCGCCACAUCGUACACGAAAAUCGACGAAAACCAAGACGAGAACACGUGGUGCUGCAGUAUUUGCCGUCGAAAACAACAGAGUUCAUCUAUACUACAACCCGUGCUGGCGCAAAAUUCCACAGAUAGCUUGCUGGACGUGCCCAUAGUGGAUACCUUACAGCGGCGGCAUUCGGACGUCAAAAUCGGAAGGAACUCGGGAAGUGGCGGAUCCGGAAACGGGUCGCUGGGUUCGGGGUUGGCUCCACCGCGGUCGCCCGAACUUAGGCGACACUCGGACGUCUCCCCGUCCACGUUAAAGGACAUGGAAAAGGCUGCAGCUGCCCUUAAGGUAGGAGAUAGAAGUCGAAUAACAGACGAUAAACUGUGGAACAGAGACACUGGUCUAAGACAAAAACGAGGGUCUGCCGGCGCGGUAGUCGGACAAAGUACAAAUCAGACACAACCAAAUGUAUUUCGGUUCAACGAAUCGCGCCGAGAAUCUAAGAUAUCCAUGGCCACCGAUGAUUCUACCGACGACCCGGAAGACGCAGAAACCCGAUGGAGGAGAGGAGCUCGUGGUGCUGUGCAGAGAGUAAGAAGGAAAUCUAGGGUGCAAAAACAGCACAGCUAUGAUGACGACAUUAAAUCCGGUACCGGGCAAGGACCACAGGGUGUUACAUCGAAUUUGACAGCAGACCUUCAAGCUGCUCAGUUGCCAAGAAGGGCAUCCGCUUAUGAUGUAUACCAAAACCGCUUGGAUCAGGGCUCGUUGCCAUCAAGUCGGAGGUCUAGUUUCCGAGUACAGCCCGACGACGACGGCGGCAGUAGCGUGCAGCAGCAAAAAGAACUGCCUCAAACCCUUUGCGACGAAGAUUGGAGACCUCGAAGACGUGGUUCGCAGUUACCGGACAUCAGUGGUUUGAGGUCGGCCGUUGAAUCUAGGAGUGGAGGCCGCAAUUCUUUUUCCGGUCGAAGUGUCGCCGACGGUCAACAGACACAACAGCAGUCCCAGCAAGUCCAACAGCCGGUAACAGUUAGCCAAGAACAAGAUCAGAACGACACAAUGCGCAGACAAACAUCUGUGGCAGGCGAAGACAUAAAGAUAGUCAUACACGACGUCGACUUCGAUCCAAACAUGAUGGGUGCUCGUUCUGGUUCCAAGCGUAAAGUGAUAUUGAAACGAGAUUUGACGGACAAAGCCCACCGAACCAGGGGAUUCGGCAUGAGAGUAGUGGGCGGCAAAAUCGGGCCAGACGGACAAAUGUUCGCAUCGAUUGUGUGGACCGUUCCCGGAGGUCCUGCCGAAAAAUCCGGUCUGCAACAAGGAGAUAAGGUUCUGGAAUGGGCAGGCAUACCUUUGGCGAACCGGAGCUUCGAGGAAGUGUGUGCCAUCAUAGACCGUUCUGGCGACGUGGUAGAGCUACUAGUCGAACAAGGAUACGAACUGAGGAUAUGCGACCUUUUGGACGAGCCCGGGCCAAUGACGUCGAGAAAAAAUUCCGGUGAAGCUAUGGGCUUACAACUAGACGGAUCAGAUUCCCCGGCGUCUCCGACCAGAAGAAAACUGCCCAAGACUCCGACAUCUGGUGUGACUCAGUCCAUACAAGAGGAACCUAUCCGGGAGAGAAAUAUCAUUGGCGGAAUUCAAAUGCAAGUCUGGUACCGGGACGGUAAAAACGAGUUAUCCAUAUCUGUGUUGGCGGCCAACGGAUUACAAAUGAGAAACGAUGCCGAUUAUGGAUCCCUGCCAGAAGCAUACGUCCAAAUCAAACUUUUGCCAUUCACCGUGGAUACUAAUAUUGUGAAGACUGACAUUGCGGAACCGUCACUGAAUCCCAUGUGGAACACAACACUGGAAAUGCCCAACGUCCGUUCAGAAACGCUGAUCGAAAAGCAAAUGGAGGUGAUACUGUACGAUUAUAGGCCCGACAAAGAAGACGUUAUCCUAGGUGAAUUUGUGGUAAACUUACAAAGCGCUUUACUGGACAACGCUAUGAUAUGGUACGAACUGGAAUCGCCCAACCAUAGCAAAGCGUCCAAGUCUCCAAGAAGCUCGAUUUCGGAUUCGGGAAAGGGCGGUUUAAGAAGAGAAAUUCGUUCAGUGUCGGAGGAACGGGAACUGGAUGGAUUUUUGCACCCGGAUCACGCUUACAUGGCCAACUCUAGACGGGGAUCAAGUCAAUCCGAACAGUUAGAAGUAGAACCUUAUCAGUUGAACAAAGAUUUUUCCAGAUCCUUGCCGGGAUCCCGGCGCAGUUCGUUUCAGUCAUCUACUCAAAACACCGAUAAAGUUGACCCUGAACUAGCGUCGGUAUACGCCAAUAAGAGUCGACGAAGGAGUUCGUGCACGCCGCGACAGGAUCCAGACGAGAUCCUUAAGAACUUAAAAGCCGUAAAAGGAGAGUUGCUCGGUCGAAGUAUAAGCAUUAACGAUAAAAGAGGAAUGCGAAGAGGAAGUAUGUCUUUUCGAUCGCGCAAAGAUGCGGUCUUGGAAAAACCAGAACAAAUGUAUAAAUACGAAGAAGAAUCUUCUGGCGAACCUAUUCCUCUAGGACCAGGCCAAAUUAUGCCGAGGAGUUAUGGCAUGAGUUCAGGUAGUUAUCACAUUGAACUCAAAUUAGGUUUACUAAUGACCAAGGGCCAACUCGAAGUGGAUGUCGUGUGCGCUCGAGGCAUCCGCGCUGAAGACUCGCCGCCAGAUACCUACGUGAAGACUUACCUACGGGAAAACGACCGGUGGUUGCAAAAACGCAAGACCCGAGUGGUUCGUCACAAUUGCAACCCGGAGUACAAUCAGACACUCAGGUAUUCGGCGUGUGAUGUAUUGGGCAGAUCUCUUCUGGUAAUGCUGUGGGAACGGCAGAAAGGGUUCGAGCACAACCAAGGCCUGGGAGGAGCGGAGGUGACACUGGACUCCUUGAAGCUGACACAGGUCACAGAAGGAUGGUACCCGCUGUUUCCUAUACAGAGCUUGGGGUCCGACUCGAACGACUCACCGUGACGUCGACGUACAAUAAAAUGCCAUUUUUAAACUUACAACAAUACACCGAUAAGACUUACUCCUCUACGCCGGCCAUGCCGAGAAGAAACAGCCCACUAGUAUUUUAUUAUAUCUUUAUCUUACCGUAUAGUAAUAAUAUAUAAUCGUGCAUUAUCUACUGUGAACCGUAAUAUUAUAUUUUGUAUUAGACGUUGAAGAUUUAAUUACUAUACGUAGGUACUAUUAAAUUAUUGUAAUUCUAUCAAUACUAAUUUCGUAUGAACCGGUCUUAGGAAACAUUAGUUGGGUUCGUCUCGUUCAAUGAAUUCUGUAGCCUAUACUAAGACACCAGAAAAUUCUUAAUAAUAAUUGUAUUUAUUAUUGCAAUUUCCGGUAAAUUAGGGUUGUUGCAAAACCAAACAUUUCAUUAAAAACUGCGUGUCAUCUAUUAUACUGUAUUAUAUUUUAAGAUUAGUAUAGGUAAUAAUCGAUAUAAUAUUAUUGAUUAAAUUUAACUUAUAAAUAAAAAACUAAUAUCAUUAAAAAUAAAAAUAUGUAAAAGUUAUAAUAUUUGAAUUGAACAAAUAACAUAAUAAUGAUCGGGUAAACAAUAUCUGAUUGGUGUUAAUGCGCCAAGUUGUGUAAAUAAUGGAGUUCAUAUAAUAUAUAAAUUAAAUUUAUGCCAAAAUAAUAUAUUUAGACGUAUGUAAGAUAUAUAUUGAAAAUACACCUAAGAUAGCUUAUGAAAAGUAUUGAAAAAUGAUAAUUCCAUAUCAUGAAACCAAAUAACUUAGUAGUAAAAUAUUUAUAGAGAUAUUAUUAAACCACAAAAAAAAAGUAAUUAGACGAUUUACAUAAUAAGUAAUG